Molecule: messenger RNA, 5680 nt
Organism: Daphnia pulicaria
Lineage: Eukaryota; Metazoa; Arthropoda; Branchiopoda; Diplostraca; Daphniidae
Product: neuroglian-like
Exons: 17
Coding region: 441-4181 (1246 amino acids)
Biological process (GO): homophilic cell-cell adhesion; synapse organization
Cellular component (GO): plasma membrane; axon; neuronal cell body
Molecular function (GO): axon guidance receptor activity; protein binding
Source: RefSeq, a predicted model, not a curated record
GGUGUGGCAUUUUCAGUUGUUCGAGGCGUGGUCCCAGCGUUAGGGGGGUAUCUAUAAGCGUAUAGCUUCAGUCGUUUCUUUCUGUUCCCCCACAUCAACCAAGCCCCUUGGACGUUUUGGAGUUGUGCAAAUUUGUUCUAUUUUAAUAAUUAUAUCUUGUGGAUCAAUCUCAUACGAAAUUGUGAAAAAGAAUCUCAACUGGAGAGACUGGUGAUUGUGUGUCAACCAAAUGGAUUUGGUUUGAUUGUGUUCAUAUCUGCAACGUCCAUCGCGAAGGCCUAAACAAUCGCGUUCGUUUUGCUCACCGGAAAAGCAGAGAGUACACCUGCUUGCACAGGUGAAAGUUUUGUCACGCCAAUUAAGGAGAGUGCCCGCGACCCCACCCCGACGUUAUAGCCCAACCAAAAAAAAAAAAGUCAAAAAAAAAACUUUACCGAAAAAUGGCCGGCCCGCGGCUCGGGACUUCCGGCCUGCUAAUGGUUCUCUUCUACAUGGCUUCGACAACAGCGAUGGUUCAAUCACCGCCGCAAGUUGUCAAACAACCGCCUUCGGACGAACUCCUAUUCCAAGUGGCGCAGAGGAUCGACGAGAACGACAAACCGUUUAUCAUCGAAUGCGAAGCGGAAGGCGAACCCGCCCCAAAAUACCGAUGGGUCAAGAACGGUUUUGAUUUCCUGUGGCAGUCCUACGACGACCGAAUCUCUCAGCAGCCCGGAAGAGGGACGCUGGUCAUCACCACGCCCCGAGAUGAAGAUAUCGGGCAAUAUCAAUGUUUCGCAUCCAACGAGUGGGGAACGGCGACAUCGAAUUCGGUUUUUGUCCGAAAAUCGGAUCUCAAUUCGUUCAAAGACGAGCCGCCCAUGACCGUUUCGGCCCAGGAGGGCUCGCCAUUCAGUUUGCGCUGCCAGCCGCCCGACGGCUGGCCCAAACCCUCCGUCUACUGGAUGAUGCAGAACAGCAACGGAGCCCUGCGCAGCAUCAACUCGUCCAGGAUGACGGUCGAUCCGGAGGGCACGCUCUGGUUCUCCAACGUCACACGCGAAGACACCAGCGAUGACUUUGUCUACGCCUGCUCAGCCACCUCUCUUUUCCGAAACGAAUAUAAACUGGGCAACAAAGUUUACCUGGACGUCAUCGCGACUGGCAGCGCCGCGGCUCAGAAUCGCCACGAACCCGUCACGCAGUACGUGUCGCGUAAAAACGCCGUGGCCCAUCGUGGCAAGAGUAUCGAGUUGUGGUGCGUCUUCGGCGGCACUCCUCUCCCACAGAUCCGCUGGACCAAGGAAGGCGCCGCUCUGCCCGCCGGCCGUACCACUUACUCCUCCUACGGCAAGACGUUGAUCAUCAAAAGUGUCGAUUCUGAGGACGCCGGCAACUACGAAUGCGAGGCCAGCAACGGCGUCGGACUGGCCAAGUCUUAUUCCAUCAGCCUCCAGGUCUUGGCGGCUCCUUAUUUCACCGUCGAGCCGGAAGUGUACGUGGGUGCCGAAGACGAGCUGGCCGAAUUCCGAUGCGAGGCCAACGGCUCGCCGGCCCCCGAGAUCAAAUGGAUCCACAACGGCAAGCCCAUCGAAGAGGCGGCCGUCAAUCCGCGCCGGAAGGUCUUCCCUAACCGCAUUGUCAUUGAGCGGCUGCAGAAGAGCGACACGGGCAACUACGGCUGCAACGCCACCAACAGUAUCGGUUACGUCUACAAGGAUGUCUACCUCAACGUCUUGGCCUUGGCGCCCGACAUUGAGGACGCCCCUGACGACACGGCCACCGUCGACGGAUCGGCCGUCAAUCUCACCUGUAAAGUUUUCGGCUCGCCCAAGCCGCUCGUCAAGUGGAUUCGCGACGGAUUGGAACUGACUGGUGGACGCUACCGCGUCAUGGACAGCGGCGAUCUGGAAAUUAGGGAUGUGACCUUCACUGAUGCUGGGGUGUAUUCUUGUCACGCCACCAACAAAUUCGGAUCGGCCAACGCCAACGGAACUCUCAUCGUCAAAGAGCGAACUGUCAUCAGGGAUGGACCCGAAGACUACGAAGUGGCUGCUGGACAGACGGCCACUUUCCGUUGCAAUGCCGUUGCGGACUCGUCGCUCAACUUGACGAUCGAGUGGCUGCACGCCGAUCAAUUGAUCGAUUUCGAGCAGGAGCCGCGGUUCGUCCAAUCGCAGGACUCGUCGCUGACCAUCACCAAGACGACCGAGCUGGACACUGGCGACUACACAUGCCGUGCCAAAACUAUCCUCGACUUGGCAGAAGACAAGGCCACUCUCAUCGUUCAAGACGUCCCCAACCGACCGAGAAUGGUGGGCAUCCAGUGCAACAACCGCGAUGCAGCCAUAGAAUGGACGCCUUCCGGCGACAAUCGAGCCCCUAUCUUGACCUACACGAUACAAUUUAACACGAGUUUCACGCCGGACAGCUGGGAGGUGUCAUUUGAGAACGUGCCGGCCACCGAGACGCGCUUCAAAGUUGAGAUGAGCCCUUGGUCCAAUUACACUUUCCGCGUCAUUGCCCGUAAUAAGAUUGGCCCGUCGCUUCCAUCGGAUCACUCUUCCAUGUGCACGACGCCUCCUGACGUGCCCAACAAGAACCCGGAUAACGUGGAGGGACGCGGCACGUCGCCCACAAAUUUGGUCGUCACUUGGAACCCCAUGCCCGAGAUCGAGCACAACGGGCGUAACUUCCACUACCGAGUGUAUUGGCGUCGCGACAUUCCCGGCGAAGAUUGGAACAUUGAAAUGAUUUCCGACUGGAGACAGUCGUCCAUCCUCAUCCCCAAUCAACCCACUUUUAAACGCUAUCGCAUCAAAGUGGUGGCCUUUAAUCAGAUUGGCGAGGCCAAUGUGGCAGCUCAAGAAGUGACUGGCUAUUCCGGAGAGGACGUUCCGCUGGAGGCGCCAUCCAACUUCACUUUGAAUCAAAUUAUCGAUGAAAGAAGCGCGAUCCUUUCCUGGAAUCCCGUCAAUCCGGACUCUGUCCAAGGACACUUCAAAGGCUACAAGAUUGAGACUUGGACAGAAAAGGAAGGAGAAAUUCGGGCACGUGAGAUGAUUAGCAACGCUUCAAAGGCGUUCGUCAACAAGUUUGUCCCGCACACUGUCAAUCUCGUUCGCGUUCGCGUCAUCAAUUCGGCUUACCGAGGACCGGCCAGCGACGUUCUCUCCUUCAAGACUCCAGAAGGAAGACCUGGACCAGUGGACUACUUUGAAGCCGCCCCUCUAGGCUCUUCGGCUUUCUACUUGAUCUGGAAGCAGCCAGAAGAGCCCAACGGCAAUUUGCGAGGCUACAAAAUCUUUUAUGAAAAAGUGGAAGGCACCAAAAUCGGACCCCAGAUCGAAAGGGAACCGCCCAUUCGGGAUCCGACUCAGACCCGAGCCAAGUUGGCCGGUCUCGAGCCCAACACUAAAUACCGCCUUCACAUCAAAGCCAUGACCAUUGCCGGCGAAGGAGAUGAUUACUACAUCGAACGAAACACGCGCAACGGAAAUGCCUAUCCGCCCGACAAGCCGCAAUUCACGUGGAACCAGGUGACGUUGGACAACGGAAUGCCGGCCAUCAAAGUCGUCUGGCAUCCGAAUGUCGACGGCCAGCCUGGCUCCCAUUUCUUCGUCCAGUACCGACGCAAAGGGGAGACCAUCUACAUCAAGAGCGAAGAUGAAUUCGACGAGAACUUUAUCAUUUUACGCGGACUGGAGCCCAACCAACUCUACGAAAUUUGCGCUGUCGUCGUCGACGGUGACUACUUCACCGAAAGCGACCCAGAAGAGGUCGAGAUGUAUGCUGAUGGACCGUACAUCCAAGGAGCUUCUGCUGUGGCAUCGACGGGAUGGUUUAUCGGCAUGAUGCUGGCCCUUGCAUUAUUACUCUUGGUCCUGGUCCUGGUUUGCAUCAUUAAACGCAACCGAGGUGGAAAGUACGCUGUCCACGAGAGAGAAGCCACUCACGGUCGCAAGGAUUUCAACGAGGACGCCGGAUUCCACGAAUACUCGCAACCAGUUGGUAGCAGCCGGGCGCCCAGCAAAGCCUCUUUGAGCAGCGGAGCCAAAAUGCCGCCCGAGAGCGAGGAUAAUGACUCCAUGGCCGAAUACGGAGAAGGAGAAGCAGAAGGCAUGAAUGAAGACGGCUCUUUUAUCGGCCAAUACGGCAAGAAACGUGGAGACGGAUCAUCGGCUUUCGCCACUCUUGUCUAAAAUAAAAAUAGAGAAUAAAUAAAACUGCCUCUUCUUUCAACGUAGCCGACUGUAUAGUUCUGUUAUGUUGCCAGGUGAAUUUGCUGAAAGUGGUUCGUUUAUUGGACAAUACGGUCAGAGCAAACUGCCGACCCCCUUGACGACAGCUAGUGUGGCAACUAUUGUUUAGAAAAAACCAAAUUUUUUUUUUCUCUCCUUCACACUUUACAACAAAAAGAUUAACCGUUCCCUCCACCCUUGAUUUUUUUUUCUCUUUUUUAAAUUAUUAUUAUUCCGUCAGCCUCCCAGAAAAACUAAAGGCUAACAUAAUUAUUUUUGUGGACCGCAAUCUCAUCAUUUCUUCUCUUGUGUACAUUGUGCAAUGCCGAUGCUUUGUUAUGAGCUUUCCGCCAACUUUUUCUCCACACAAUUUUUUUUUUCUUUCCAACUUUUUUUUUUUUUUUUUUCAUUUGUUUUUGAAUCUCCCCCCAACUUUCUUUCGUUAUAAUUGACUUCUUACUUGAUUGUCAUAUCAAAUUAUGUGCGCGUGCGACCGAAAGAAAAAUACGCUGUCGUCGUCGAAUUGCUAGUGUGUUGAAAGGGGGAGUGAGUUGUUGACAGGUGCCUACAUGGAGUCAUGACCCCCCACUCUACAUGUGUCUAGUGCCGAUACAUGCUUCUCUCCUGCUUCUUCUUUGGACGAUAACCCUGUUUCCCUUUCUUAACUCCUCCACACACCCUUCCACUAGCUACAUCAUCCUCCUCAAACAACAUAAAAAUGCACAAAAGAGCCAAAACAAAAAUUUUGGACUAUUUGCGAUCUUGAUAACACGAGGUUGCGCAAUCGAUCUGAAUUUUUCUUCACGUACGAAGAUCUGCAAUUACUUUUUUUUUUAAGCCAGCAAAUUGUGUUUUUAGUUUCUUCUCCGUUUUGUGUGUGUUCAAUCCGGCAGCUUGAAGCUUUUUUGGCCAAUCCGCCAAUCACAACCGUCCUCUUUGAUUUAUUUUUUCUCUUUCUUGAUUCUCAAGUUUUCUUACUUAUUUUUGUUUUGGUUUCCAAAUCCCCUCUUUUGUCAUCGUCCGCCGAUUUUUAUCUUUUCAAUCGCCCGCUUCUGUCCUUCCACACAUGUUUGUGUAUUGAUCUUUAUAUACAUUCCCGCGAAAGAAUCAUUCGUUUGUGAAAGAGAAAGCAGGCUAAUUAAUGGUCACCAUCAUUACAGUUUUACUUUAACAAUAAUAACAGCGCACUGUUUUCCUGUUUUAAAAACAUUGCGAAGUGAUCUAACGAGCAAGACAAAAAACAAACAAAAAAGUUAAAUAUUAUAUAAGAGGGAGUGCCAUGGUUAAAUUCUGGGUCUAGAUGAAAUUGAAAGCCGUAGCCGACGUAUUUGCGAACAGAAACACAGCUGCCGAAUGUGAACGGGGAAACAGCUUAUAUUUUUAUAUAUGAAGCCCUCUUUCCCCUUUCUCCUUGGAAAAUGAACCGAAUGGAUUUGAUUUGAAUAAAAGCUCGACACACA